This is a messenger RNA of Phyllostomus discolor (pale spear-nosed bat), 1218 nucleotides long. RefSeq names its product apolipoprotein M (gene APOM). The record is from RefSeq and is a predicted model, not a curated record. Gene Ontology annotation, cellular component: high-density lipoprotein particle; low-density lipoprotein particle; very-low-density lipoprotein particle. Lineage: Eukaryota; Metazoa; Chordata; Mammalia; Chiroptera; Phyllostomidae. Gene Ontology annotation, molecular function: lipid carrier activity; phospholipid binding. Gene Ontology annotation, biological process: high-density lipoprotein particle assembly; high-density lipoprotein particle clearance; cholesterol efflux. Bases 251 to 994 code for a protein of 247 amino acids. The transcript is spliced from 6 exons.
UUGUUUACACAGCUAGUUUUCCGUAGAUUGCCUUCAAGGUCAGGGACUGUAUCUUAAUCAUUUUUAUGUCCCAAGUCUUAGCCAGUUCCUGGCAAACAGCUGGGACUCAAAACCAUUUGCUGAGUGAGUGAAUGAAUCAAUCCACCUCUCUUCAGUGCUGCACAACACAGCAGAUGUCCAGCUCAGAUCAACAUCACAGGCUCUACCUGGAGAGCCCAGCUUUCCUGAUAAUUCCCAAGAGACCCUGGACAUGCCAGGGUGUAUUGUGGAAUGGCUGCAUCUAGAAGAGGGGGAGAAAGGGUCAAAUACUUUCCCAGAGCCCCACCUGGGCCAGUGGUACUUUAUUGCAGGGGCGGCUCGCACCAAAGAGGAGUUGGCGACUUUUGACUCUGUGGACAACAUUGUCUUCAACAUAGCUGUGGGCUCUCCCCCGACGCAGCUCCAGCUUCAUGCUACUAUUCGCACGAAAAAUGGGUCCUGUGUGCCCCGGGAAUGGAUCUACCACCUGACCGAGGGAAGCACAGAUCUCAGAACUGAAGGCCGCCCUGACAUGAAGACCCAGCUCUUCUCCAGUUCAUGCCCAGGUGGAAUCAUGCUGAAGGAGACGGGCCAGGGUUACCAGCGCUUCCUCCUCUACAAUCGCUCACCACAUCCUCCUGAGAAGUGCGUGGAGGAAUUCCAGUCCCUGACCUCCUGCCUGGAUUUCAAGGCCUUCUUACUGACUCCUAGGAAACAAGGUGAGGGGUCUGUAACCAAUCCAGUAACUGACCUGUGGCUACAUAUGUGCCCCCAGAUGGAUUCAUUGGGAGCUAAGGUAGUGGUGGGGGAGAAGAGAAGCCGAAGAAUCCCUCUCAAUAGCAAUAAAGAUUAUUUUUCAAUCCUCAUCUCAUGUUGGGGUUUUUCUCCAGACAUCAAUCCCACUCCAAUUUCAAAACUGCCCCUGAAACUUCUACCACCUAAACCCGCAGCCGGAUGGUGUCAGGAUGGACACUGAGUGGCACUAACUUACUUUGUAGUGGUAUAUUUAGGAUUUGGUGUGACACAUUGACUUAUUGCUGAGUGAGCAACCCCUAACCUCUGCCUGGGGACUGCAGUGCUUCCCCACACUGCUGCCUGGGCUGUCAGUUCCUAAGCCAGUCCUCCUGCCAGUACCGCCUGCACCAUCCCCACUCCUUCUGGUUCCCAGGAACACCAUCAUUCCUGCAAGCUCCCUGUCAC